Messenger RNA from Aspergillus steynii IBT 23096, 2565 nucleotides. Its product is annotated as RING finger and CHY zinc finger domain-containing protein. Bases 99 to 2318 code for a protein of 739 amino acids. The transcript is spliced from 3 exons. The record is from RefSeq and is a predicted model, not a curated record. Gene Ontology annotation, molecular function: ubiquitin protein ligase activity; zinc ion binding. Gene Ontology annotation, biological process: protein ubiquitination; ubiquitin-dependent protein catabolic process. Lineage: Eukaryota; Fungi; Ascomycota; Eurotiomycetes; Eurotiales; Aspergillaceae. Gene Ontology annotation, cellular component: nucleus.
UGAAAACCCUUGAGACUUCCAUUUCUCGGUUGCCUUCGAGUAGUCCACUGCUCCUGUCCCAUGCUUUUCAUCACCUCCAAUGCUACCCCCAAUCCUCCAUGAGCGGGCUCAUCUCUUCUUUGCUGAUCGGACCCGUUGUUCGGCAAGCCCGCCGCCUUUCUCAUCCGGCACGCCCUCACCCGCCUUCCGACCAUGACCGAGUCGCACCCUCCCCCAACACCCAAGACGGGACCUUCUCCGCGAACGACUGCAGCAGCAAUGGCAACGGGCGUGACAUUAUGUCGGAUCUAGAGGACACGACCCGCUCAGAUAUAGACUUUCCUGAUAGAUGCCAGGGGCGGGACGCUGGCCCCUCCGCAUCCCCGGCACUUGACGUGAACACUCGACACCAUGAAAGCGACUACUCCAGAACCCAGCGAAGUCGACAUGGCUCGGAGAAUACGUCCUCGCCAGCCAUGGCAGCUCGACCGGGUCCCAUAAAUAGAGCCCAGUCUCCCGGGCUGGAGCGAGUUGUCCCCGUUCCCCUAUCUUCGCAACCCCCCCAUCCGCAUGAAGAUCCUGGCUCCGAAGAGCUCGGCGGGAAUCUAGACAAUCGUUUCUAUCUGUAUGACAUCGGAGGGCAAUCGUUGCUUCCUGAAGAUGAUGGCAUGGGCAUAUUGAGAGAAAAGAUCCACGCCAUCAGGGACUUAGAUUGUGGUAGUGCAGAGAAAGCACGCAUGAUCCAUGAGUUGAUGACGGCCAACUAUAAUUCCUCCCAACGAGAUGAUGGCAAUCCAUCGUCUCAAACCGCACCGUCGCCUUCCAGUUCUCGAAGUCCAGAACGAGCUGGUACCCCCAUCUCACGUUGGAGUCGGCAGUCGUUCGACCAAUUGUCUUCAACUCCCGCUUCCACAACAACUUCAAUUGUCCCCGAGGAAGUUAGGUUUAACCUGACAGAAGACGACCUAAGGCCAACUUUCCACCCAAAGGCUGACCCGGAUUCGCUUCUAGGUGAUGCCGAGGAAGUAGAUUCCGAGGAGCUAGAGGAAGCUUGCUUAGGUUGUCAGCAUUACAAGCGAAAUGUUAAGCUGCAGUGCUUCUCUUGCAAAAAGUGGCAUACCUGUCGUUUUUGCCAUGACGAAGUUGAAGACCACCAUCUUAUUCGGCCCAAAACAGAGAACAUGCUGUGCAUGUUGUGUGGCCACGCACAGCCUGCAGCCCAGCUAUGUCAGAAUUGUGGCGAAUUGACCGCUCAGUACUAUUGCAGCACAUGCAAACUAUGGGAUAAUGACAGCAGCAAGAGUAUCUACCAUUGCAAUGAUUGUGGGAUCUGCCGAAUCGGUCAAGGCUUGGGCAAAGACUUUUUUCACUGCAAGACAUGUUGUGUAUGUCUGCCCAUCUCAAUUGAGAAUACACAUCGAUGCAUUGAACGCUCCACUCAGUGCGACUGUCCGAUAUGUGGUGAUUACAUGUUCACCUCCCCGGAAACCGUAGUCUUCAUGCGGUGUGGCCACAGUAUUCACCAGAAAUGUCUCUCCGAGUAUUCCAAAACGUCUUAUCGCUGUCCUAUAUGCAACAAGACUAUCACCAAUAUGGAGUCUACGUUUCGAAACCUGGACCGCACCAUUCACAGUCAACCCAUGCCGGCAGAGUUUAAAGACACCAGAGCUCUUGUAUAUUGCAAUGAUUGCGGCGUAAAGUCAGUUGUGAAGUAUCACUGGCUGGGGCUGAGAUGUGAUAUGUGUGAAUCGUAUAAUACCGCGCAAAUAAAACUUGUACAGAGCGAUUCCUUAGGGCCAUUAGAGCAGGAAAGUGGGAUCGAUGAUGCCAACGGACCUCGAUUGAGGUCGUCUUCGCAGAAUGCCGACGACGCAAUGGUAUCGACACUAGCAUCCCUCCGAGUCGAUACUAGUUCCGUCCCCGGAACAAGUCAACAUUCGCGGCUCAGCGCACCUUCUUCCGCCGAGCCCAAUGGACGAUUUUCUUCGUACAGUCUCACGCGUGGUCGCGCGGUGUCUCCGGUGAUCAGCAAUUACUUCGGAAUACCCCCAGACCGCGGAUCCGAAAGGUCUAUUUCGACGUCCUUAUUCGGCGGCCCGGCAUCUCAAGAUCGGGAGAACCCCGAUGCGGGUGAACUGCGGUUUUGGGGAAAGAAGUUCAAAUAUGGAUAUGGCUUACUUGGUCACGAGGAAGCAUCCAAUGACGGCGCAUCAGAUGCCGAGAGCGGAGAAGAUGCAAGCACAUCCGAGGAUAGUGCCUCGGAAGACGACGACGAGAGAGCGGAGGAUGAGGAGGAUGAAGACGAAGAUGAAGGCAUCGAUAUAUUUGGACAUCGAUGAGCAUGGCCGGGGCCGCCACUUUGUGUUGUUAUGCUUUCCAUUUUCCCAAGAAACCACCAGUUUGUUUGUAGUCCAGAGCUACCUUCCGCAGUAGAUCGGAGGGCUCCGUCCUCAGGCAGAUAAGCGGCUUAGUCACGCUCUGCUUGCGGCUUCGAUUGCCUUCUUCGGCCGGUCUUAGUCAGGCGCCCCAAUGAGCCUCGACUGCGUUCGUAUCCCGUCAUAGUUGGGGCAAUCUACUCAUUAUUCC